This is a messenger RNA of Chenopodium quinoa (quinoa), 2270 nucleotides long. Its product is annotated as pathogenesis-related protein 5-like. NCBI's taxonomy places the organism in Eukaryota, Viridiplantae, Streptophyta, Magnoliopsida, Caryophyllales, Amaranthaceae. The record is from RefSeq and is a predicted model, not a curated record. Gene Ontology annotation, cellular component: extracellular region. Gene Ontology annotation, biological process: defense response. Bases 302 to 1045 code for a protein of 247 amino acids. The transcript is spliced from 2 exons.
AUUACGAAAAUGCAACAGUCACACGUAAUAAAUGAAGAGCAAAAUAGUAAACAAAAAUCCAAUGAAAUAAAAUGAAUAAAUAGAAAGUGGAAGAUUUAUGGUAACCUUUGAAUGAAUUACUAAAAUACAAUCGUGGGUAUAAAGCUCUGCUCAACUAUAUAAUGCUUGUUAUGCUUCCGAUAUUUUAGCCUUCAACCUCCCACUCUCAAAUCUUAACUACUCUUACUUUAACCCCUUUAAGUAAGAGAUCUUCAUAUCAACUUCAACACACACUCUCUUCAUUCCUUCUAGCUAGUUUACAAUGGCGAUCAAUUGUAGCUUUGCUUUCGUCUUGGUUUCGCUCUUGUUCUUAGGUGUUUCAAGAAACAGGGUAUCAGGGACAAUUUUCACCCUCCUCAACACCUGCCCUUACACCGUCUGGCCGGGCACGUUGUCGGGAAAUGGACCGGCACUCCUUGGUGAGGGUAGCCUCACAUUGUCACCAGGAUCAACAAUACAAGUAAAUCCCCCAGCAGGCUGGUCAGGCCGGUUCUGGGCUCGAACAGGAUGCAACUUUGAUGCGUCCGGUGCAGGAAACUGCUCUACCGGUGACUGCGGGGGGUUCCAAUGCAUUGGAGGAGGAGCCCCACCGGUAUCCCUAGUAGAGUUCACCCUCAACGGGGCUGAUGGACAGGACUUCUACGACGUAAGCCUAGUUGACGGAUACAACGUAGGAAUUGGUGUCAAGCCUACUAGUACAGGAACAGGGAAAUGUCAGUACGCAGGCUGCGUAGAUGACCUUAACGCAUCGUGCCCGUCUGAGCUCCAAGUCACGGUUGGAGGGGCCGUGGUGGCUUGUAAGAGCGCGUGUGCAGCAUUUAACACGCCGGAGUAUUGCUGUACUGGUGAUCAUGGGAGUCCGCAGACCUGCACACCUACGCACUACUCGGAGAUGUUUAAGAAUGCGUGUCCAACGGCUUACAGUUACGCCUACGAUGACGCCUCUAGCACCUGCACUUGUACUGGCUCGGACUAUUUGAUCACUUUCUGCCCAUCAACUGUUUAACAAUUUUGUCACAAGAUUGAUCGAUCGUCAUAGAUUUUUUUAGUUAAGAAUUCUUAAUUCGUAUUAUUAUUGUUAUUGUCUUAGAAUUCAAUGAUAGAAUUGUUAGGAAAGUAUUACUAGAUUAUUCUUUUUUCAGUAUAUUAAACUAUUGUUUAAGGUUUAUUAAAUUACGUUAUGAUAAUUAGCCAAUUAGGACUAGAAUUUAGGAGUAUUCUUAUAUAUUGAUUGGAAUUGCAUACUUUAUUCUUAGAAUUAUUAACUUUCUGAUAAUUGAUUUGCCUUAUCGUAUCCUUAGCUACUUUUGAAAUGAUCUCUAUUUUUAAGGUGAAUGAUAAUAUAAUGUUUGAUCUUAAGAAUACAUUGUGUCAGAAACUCAGAAAUACGGAGUACACGCUAAGGCUAUAUUCUCUUGCUCUUACCAAAAAAAAUAAAAAAAAUGUUCAUAUAUAUAUAAAAAUAACAAUAAUAAUUUUUAAAAGCCAAUUUGAUUGCAUUGGUAAAUAUCAAUUAUUACUUAUAAUCAAUUAAUAACUUUAGUGCAAAAUUUAACUUGCUUAAGAGAGUGCACGUGGAUGUCAACUAGUUUAGUUCAUUAAGGCUUUGUUUGGUUGAUGGGAUUUGGCCGGAAAAGAAUAGAAAGGGAGUGAGUUUUAUUAUUUUCCCAUGUUUGGUAUGAAAAAUGAUAUGGGAUUUGGUAGGAAAGGAAAGGAAGUGGAAGGAAAGAGCCUUUACAAAAUUUUCACUUUCCUUUCCUCCCAAAAUUGGAGGAAUUUGAAAGGAAAGAGAAAAAUAAAAGAUGUUUCCUUUCUCUUCCCUUCAUUUCCUUACAUUUACCAAACAUCGGAAAAUAAAAUCACUCUCCCUUCCCUUAUUUUCCUUUCUUUUCUCUCCCUUUCCUAUCUCUUCCUUUCCUUUACUAAGAUUGAACCAAAAAGGGCCUAAGGUUUUGGGGGAUGAUAUGAGAUCGAAUUCCAUCUACAUUAUUGCCUAGUGUGGCUCUCACUUCCAAAAAAAUAAAUAAAAAAAUAAAAAAAGGACUACAUUUUCAAUGCUCAAAUGACAAGGUGAGUUCCCAACCAUUUCCACCACCAAGUUUUACUUGGUAAGUUGAAGAGUAAAUACUAACACUAGAAUCAUAAAAAAUAAAAAUAAAUAAAAUAAAAUAAAAAUGUCAAUUUUAGUUGAACUAAUAGGACUACAUUUUCAGUACUCAAAUGACAUAUGU